GAACGGUUCCGCGGCUUGGUAUAGCGCGGUCCUACUAUAUAUCCACAAGUUUAACUCGCGCCAAUUCAACAAUCUCGCCAGUUUGUUUACAGUGACGUGUGUGUAACUAAUUUCUAAACGUACCUACUCUUAUAGUGACCGUCCCAUCGCGAAUGGAUGAAACACGGUGUCAAACAUUAAACUAUCAAGUGCUGUGUAACACGAUAAAUAUGGAUUCCAACAUACACUAAGUGCAGUUAAACUGUGUCCGAAGAUGGAUGGUGGUAUUGUGAGCACCCCGCGAAACAGAUUCCAAACACAACUGAAGAAUGCUGCGAGUGCUUUGUGCUCAAGGAAGCACAGGAGAAGCGAAGACAUGUCGGCCGCGGUGUAUAGUUCCGCUCGCCCUCACACAUAUCCUCGGGCGACAUCGACCAAACGGUCCGCCUUAUCGUGCAGAAUAGAGCCCCUUGUUUGCGAACAGCAGGCCAUCGCUUUAGAGACUAGUGAACCGUUCAUGGCUGACGUCAUUCAUGUCUAUGCUACCAAAUCUAAUGGAGUCUUUAAGGGAACUUUGGCAAGAGAGGUAGCGAAUGCUUGGGAGAGAAAGGUGGGCAAGCCAGAUCAGCCGGCGCCCGCCAAUCGCGUCAAAAGCCUUUUCUACGACAUCCAGCUAUACCCGACCGAUCCCCAAGUGUUCGAAAUGCUGGUCUGCGCCAGACAGUGUGCGCGACGCAAGUCGCUCACACUUACGUUCGGCGAGUUCUGCGUGUUCGCGGCCGAGCUGCGAAGGCAUUCGAGGCAGGUCAGACAGAGUCCAAACAAACCGGAGUCACCGCAGUGGAACGUAGAGAAGGAGUUUAGGGAGAGGGAGACGAUAUGCAAACCCAAUAUCGGCAGCGAGGCGUCGUCGCUGGACUGCGAAGUGUUCCUCGGAGGGUCCUGCAACCCCACAACCUGGCGGAAAGAGAUCGCUAUACCUAAACUGAAAAAGAUGGGCAUCACGUACUUCAACCCCCAAGUGGAGAACUGGUCGACGGAGCUAAUGGAGCGCGAGCACCGCGCUAAGUCGGACGCGCGCGCGCUGCUGUUCGUGCUGGACAGCGAGACGCGCGCCAUCGCGGCCAGCGUCGAGGCGGCGCUCAUCGCCGCCACGCCCAAGCUGCUGCUACUCGUCAUGCGCCCCUACUCGCGCCACCAGAAGAUCGCCCAGGAGGCUAUCACUGAUGAAGAGUACAUUGAGCUAUCGCGAGCGCGUGCGACAUUAAAAGAAGCCGUAGAGAGGAGAGGUUUGCCCACUUUCCAUGACAUUUCGUCGGCGCUCGACAGCGCCGGCGAGGUGCUCCGAGGGCGGAACCUGACACACCCGCGCCACAACAUCGGGAACUACAUCCACCGCCUGCGGCGGCUGUACGACGCGGCGGGAGGCCGGAGCGCCAAGCUGCCGCGCCAGCGCGCCGUCGACGCGCUGCAGGAGGCGACGCGGGUGCCGCGGGACGUCGCCGAGAGGAGCCUGCCCGCUGCCGUCGACCCUGUAGACUUUGACACGUUCUGCGCGGCCGUUGCUGAAAUCGCAGCUGACUCAGGGCCCAGUCAGUCGCCGCGGGCAGAAGGGGUGGCCGCUCGUCUGCGGCGCGCCUUCCGUUCCUUCUGCGACAGGUUCUCCCCGCUGGCCGCCGAGAGUCAAAGCCGGAACGGCCGAGAGGAAGCGGGAGCGACGACGGGCGCGGAGGCGGAGCGUGGCGCGGAGAGCUCGCCGCCCGCCGGCCUGCGCGUGCACAACGCGCGCCUGCGCUCGUGCGGGCGGAAACUUCCUCUCCUUAUACCCAAGAACGGCGGGAACAGAAGUGAGCCCGAGAGCGGUGGUGACUCGGUGCUGACGCCCGGCACAGAGCGCCGGCUCGAGGCGCUCCCCGCCAUGCUGGGGGCGCCCACCUACGACGUCUACCUCGGCGGCACCUUCCCGUCCGGCACCCGUCCCGACGAGACGCUGCGCCGCGAGGGCUACACGUACAUAAUGCCGCGGCCGAACGACUACGCGCGCAUGUACUCGGCGCCGGCGCGGCGCUCGGCGCCCGCACACCCCGAGUCGCCGCGGCGCGACAAGAAGCCGCGGCCCAUGUCGCCCGACCCAUCCGAGGACGUGACGCUGCGCUCGCGCGACACGGAGUCCGUGACCGCGCCCGCCGGCGACCGCCUCAGUGCCAGCGACUUCUACAACGUCACCGAUGACGUCACGCCGCAGCCCUUCAAAGGAACGUUCGAUGAGGACCAGUUGCUGGGGUCGCGCGUGCUCGUGUUCUCGAUCAGCGCGGAGGCGCCGUGCUUCGCGACCAUGGUGCUGGCGGCGCACUACAUGGGCCUGCAGACCUCCAAGACGGUGCUCAUCGUGCAGCCCAUGGACCCUGCCGCCUCGCAUCCGUACAGCAAAGUAGCCGUGCAGGAUUACAACCGAGGGCGGACGUACUUGUCGGACCUGGCGAAGCGGGAGGGCAUCCCUGUCUUCGACAACGUGGAGGCGGCCAUGGCGUGCGUGCUCGCGCGCCUGCAGCCCGCCGCGUAGCGCGCGCCCCCCGACGACGCGGAGGCUGCUCGCGCGCGACCGCAGGUCGCACUCUCCUUCAUGGUUGGGAUCAGCUGAAGCGGAAUCAUGUCUGACAAUCCUGGACUCGUGGAAUGAGUGCAAACUAUACGGGUGAAUCGUUAAGCGUCGAUACUUACUUCAGCAGGAGAUUGUAUACGUGAAUAAGUGAAAAUACGUAGACCGUGCUUGUCUAUACGAUAUGCAGAGACUUCAGUAUACAUCACAUUUUAGUUUUAAUAAUAACCACUUAGGUUUUAAUUUUAGGAAAAAAUAGGCUGACUAAACGGAUUUUACGUGAUUACAAUCGCCUGUUGCAAUGAUACUGUAUUUGGAAUCGGUAACGACUUCUUUGAUGAAGGUGGCACUCGGGUUAACAAAUCUUGUUGUGUGUAUGACUGUAAGCCGCACGCCUUUCGGACACAUCGAUUCGCGCAAAGGUCGUCGCCAAGCUUAGAAUCGUUAAUCCUCAACUUCAAUCAGAAAGUAGAUAAUGUCUGGAAAUGAUCACGACACAUCAAUGAUAUAUUUUUUAUUACUUGUCGAUUCGCGUUAACGAAUUACGUUUAUCACAUUGGUUACGCCCUUUUAUAUGGCUAACAGUCAUCUACCGCCCUCACAACAUUUAGGCCGAUAUAAAGCUGAGUCUAAUGAAGGCAACUUCAUAAUGUCAUGAACUCAUGAAUCGAGAAUACAGUUAUCCGGCCGCUUCAUGUCUGCCUACACUUAAUCAAUGUUACAGGUAAUCUAAUGUAAUGAAUAUCUAUUAUUUAAACUAUAUAACUAUUUUUAUAAUUUCAAACAAUUGGAAUCUCAUGUAUUGUGUUGUCCUUUUUUAUGUGCAAAUGUCCAUUUGUGUUAUUCGUUAUAUUUGUAUAGUCCGAUUCUCACGCUACAUGAAGCAGCUAGUAUCACAAAUUAUGUAAUCCAACUCAUCACAAAUAGUAUCCAUCACGGAACGUUGUUGGCGACGAAGUCUCACCCUGCGUGUACUUAUUAAUUACAAGUUUAGUUUAGUACAAAGAUUGUCUCUCUUUAAUUUAGGCACUCUCUAUUGUAUUAUACCUAUUACAUUAUUUUGUAAUGCAUAGGAAUAGGCACUGAAUUUUUAAUGCAAUUGUACUAAGAACAUGUGAGCGAGUAUGAAAGGCGACGGUUUUAAAAGGUAGUGAGGAUACAAGGAUACAACAAAUCUCUGUGAUUAAUUUGUUUAGAAAAAUAUAAUAUUAUUUUGAAUUUUCAAUGCAUAAGCUUAGUUUAGUAGUAAUGUAAGAUUGUUCGUCGGGAAAAGAUCCGACAGCGCAUUAAUGUAAUCCGUGCGACGUGUCCACCACUCGGUGCACGGCCGGCCAGCUGUCGUCCAUCAACACCGAGCACGGCUUAUCGCUUCGGCAACAGGCGCGGUCCAGGUGGCGAUGGCGACAGCGCGGCGCGGGCACUGGCGACGCACUCGCGUUGGCCUACGUGUGUACAAACGGUAGGUACUGACGUCGUGCGUAAGGUAUAUGCCAUAAUGGUCUCGUCGCAUCAUGGGAAUCUAUUUGGAAAAGCGGUAAUAAAAGUACAAAUCAUCUUGCUCACGUAGCAAAGUAAAUGUUGUAAAUUUUCAAGUGGGAAAUUAAGAAAUAUCGAUUUACUGUAAUCGGUAUAACACCUUAUACUCAUUUUUAUUACACCUUAGAUUAUUGUAUUUUUAGAAUUGAAUAUGAUAUGAAUAAUAUUUAAUACAAAAUGGUUAAAUUAAUGCUUGUAAUUUGAUUAUCACAACUCUGGGCUUUUAAAGCUUAUAAAGCCUCCUUUCCAAGCCUAAUCUAGUAACUAGUAUGUAUAAUUAUUAAGAAAUUAAGUUUUAAAAUUUUGACCCACUGUCACUAAAACUAUUACAAUUUGAUAUAUUUCAGCAAAAAACAUUUUGCUAGUCACACUACCCAUAACAUGUAUCAGUACUUUAUAACAUUAUCUGAUAGUACAAAUAUCUAAUUUAUAGAAAAUGAUAAAAAUUAUAUAUAAUUUUAUGCCAUGUACGCUUAUUUUAAACUAAUUAUUAUGUAAAUAGAGGAAUUUGUAAUCA
Molecule: messenger RNA, 4631 nt
Organism: Cydia fagiglandana
Lineage: Eukaryota; Metazoa; Arthropoda; Insecta; Lepidoptera; Tortricidae
Gene: raw
Exons: 14
Coding region: 254-2542 (762 amino acids)
Cellular component (GO): plasma membrane
Source: RefSeq, a predicted model, not a curated record